Penicilliopsis zonata CBS 506.65 is the source of this 3117-nucleotide messenger RNA. RefSeq lists its product as hypothetical. The transcript has 2 exons. Gene Ontology annotation, cellular component: cytoplasm. The record is from RefSeq and is a predicted model, not a curated record. Lineage: Eukaryota; Fungi; Ascomycota; Eurotiomycetes; Eurotiales; Aspergillaceae. Bases 403 to 3069 code for a protein of 888 amino acids.
CUACAUCCUUACUACCUACGCUGAUCCUCAGCUGGCCGGUUCCGGUCAUUCUGCCUAAUCCGCGGCCCACCGGCAUCUGAUCUCAUCGCUGCGCUCAGGAGCCCACUCUUUCCCCCCUAUCACCCUUUCUGCCAACCGACUGUUCUCACCCCCGCUCUGCCAACUAAAAACGCUGGUGAACCGACUGUAUUUACGCUUUGCUGGUUGUUUCCACAGACUAGGUAUUCUUUGUUGAUUAUUCAUUAUCGCGUGGUCGGCAGAUAGCGUGGAGAGAUCGCCACGAUCUACUUGUGAUCCGUCUGUUCCGGACUGGACGGUUGGGUUGUGACUGGGUGUGUGAAGUGAGAGACUUGAGGCUUGAGCUGGAGCUGGAGGCUCGGUCGUGGUGGACGACACAGCGUCAUGGGUAACACGCAGACCAGAGAGGCGCGGACCUCGCUGGACCCGUCGCACCGACGAAGCCACCAAUGGUCCCCCUCAGGCACGGGGCGGUCGCCCUACACCGAGGGCUCACGGUCUGCUCGAGGGAGCCGACCGGACCUUUCUUUCCUCGGCAUUGGCACUGGGCACUCGGAGCGGGAUGCAACGGCAACGCUGGAACAUCGGCGGGAGACGAAGCAGGAGCGCGAGGCCCGUCGCUUGGAGAAGGAGAGGACCGCCCGACUCAAGGAACGGGAACGCAGCAUGAAGGAGGAACAUGUCGAUGGAGGCUAUCUAGUCACUCAGGGUGUCUACGUGGGCACCGAGGAUUUCAACAAAGUCGUCGUGCGACAACUCAUGAUUGAACGACGAUUGGCUCCCUUCUGGAGAGGUCUCAAUGACUUCUCCGAGUCGUGGACAGAGCAUCAACUCAUGGCGGCCGCUAGGGGGCUCCCGAUUCCCGCCCCCGACGAGAUCCCUCCCGAGCUGGACUAUAAAAACCCGCCCAAGAAGUCGCCCGACAACGUGAAGGAGUCUUCCGCCUUCGACGCCAUCCAACACUUGACCGUCCCCAUCACCUCUCGCUCGCAGUCCUACAACUCGGAUGGAUCGGGUGCCUCUGCUCCGGCGACCCCGGCCUCAGUCGUCGCCUCGGGCACGUCGAGUUCUCCGCUCUUCCGCAGCCGGGCGAAAACCCUGGCCUCGUUCACUUCCCCUUCCAAACACAACUCCCAGGUCGAUCUGGGCCCGCGGGAGCUCCAGCUGCCAAAGGAUCCGUUUGUCAACGGACAGCCCAUCGAAGCCUAUCUUUACAAGGACGCCACCGAGUGUCCCAUCUGUUUUCUCUACUACCCGCCCUACCUAAACCGAACUCGAUGCUGCGACCAGCCGAUCUGUUCCGAGUGCUUUGUGCAGAUCAAACGUCCGGACCCUCACCCCCCGGAGCACGGCGAAUCCGACCACAAUGCCACGAACGGUGGUGGUGAUGAUCCACUAAGCACGAUGCCUGCAGCAGCAGAUCACGAUUCCGCAUCCCAUUCGGAUUGCCAGCUCGUCUCGGAGCCGUCCGCAUGCCCCUUUUGUGUCCAGCCGGAAUUCGGUGUGACCUACGCCGCCCCCGCCUUCCGUCGGGGCCUGUCGUUUGCUCCGGACCCGAAUGCUCGUGUGGCGUUGAGUAUCACCUCCCCUGUCUCCUCUACCUCCUCGCUGGGGUCGGGCAUCAACGCUCCGGUGCCUACGGGUCGUCGGCGCGCCACCUCCCUUUCCGCCACCGAUCCGUCCGUCGUGACCACCGAUAAGAUCCGGCCCGACUGGGCGCAGAAACUGGCCAACGCGCGCGCACACGCGGCACGACGGUCCGCCGCCGCUACCGCACUCCACACGGCAGCCUACCUGAUGAACACGAACGCUGCUGGCAGCGAGCCACGGAACUUUGGCUUUGGGCGACGCGGGGUGAUGCGGCGAACAGGCGGCGGAUUCGAUACACAGAGCAGCGCCCCGGGUCGCACGAGCUCCCCUGCCCUGAACGCGCUCGCCUUUCUCACCGAACGACGCCAGGCCAUGCAGGACGCCGAUGCCUCCUCCCCCUCCGCCGGCGGCGGCGGCGGGGAUGGGACCGAUGCCAAUAUCGCCCCGCCUCGUGGUAGCUCGCGGCGCAGUCGCCUAGAUGACCUGGAGGAGAUGAUGAUGAUGGAGGCGAUCCGGCUGAGUCUCGCGGCCGAAGAGGAGCGCCGUAAACGUGAGGAUAAAGAGAUGAGAAAGGAGGCCAAGCGGCGCGAAAAGGAGGCCAAGAAGGCGGACAAGGCCGCCCGCAAGAACGGUCUCUACAGUAGCAACCCAAGCCUUUCCGGCCUCGAUACCUCUUCGCUCGACCCCCGGUUGAGCCGGUUCCCCAGCAGCACCUCGUCGCUCGUCGUCGGCGAAGACCCGUCCGCCGCCUCUACCUCGUCGACGAGCAAGGGUAAAGGGGUGGACCGGGUCUCCCCGAUUCCCACCACCGUAGCCGCCGCUCCUAACGGCACAGACCUGAGCGCUGGCAGCUCGAGUGCUGCGGGCUCCUCUUAUCCAUCACCCAAUCCCGUGGCAGGUGUCGGCAGCGCCAAUGCCGCCACUAUCGCUGCCGAUCCGAACGCGACGACGGCCACCACCUCGGUCGCCGCCGCCGCCGUGCCGCCGCCCCUGCUGGCGGAACCGGUCCGACGAUCACACCUGCGGCACGUCUCGAGCGCCUCGUCAUCCAUUUCCUCGCUGGUGGAAUCCACCGCAGACGACCAUCACGCUGCGGGGGAUGGCAGCAACCCGUCAUCGCUGGAACCCAUGUUCAACUUUGGUAGUCUGGCGGCGGUGAUCGACAACGACGACGAUAAGAACGAUGGGUCCGCCGAGCAUGUCGAGCACACGGCGCCACCGACCACCACCGCUACUACUAUCACUACUACUACUACUACUACUACUACUACUACUACUCCUACUAGUCCUCGUGCCGAGAGUUCUGCCUCUCAAGAGGAUGUAGCCGAGUCUGUUGUUUCUGCGCCACCACCACUUUUGGAAUCGGUGGCUGUGUCGGACGAGACGCCGAUGAUGCCCAAAGAGCUCGAGACGCGAUCGGUGGAGAUCAGUCCAAAUUCAAAUGUCGAAGCGACCUCAUGAUUUUUCUCCUCUCUCUCUCUCUCUCUCUCUCUCUCUCUCUCUGUCUGU